UUGAAAAAAAAAAAAACUCACCUCGCCCGCAUUGUCGAGCGGCGGUGGGGGAUCGGCGCAGCGGCAGGCCUUGCGGUGGUGGCUUGGUUCGCGUGACGGAGUAUCCCAUCUCGUUGUCUCCGCCCCCAGCAAUAUCUAUCACUUUUUAUUAUGAUUAGGGUGCGGCCUCAGGAGUCUCCCCAAAAGGGGGCAGAGAUGGAAUUGGCCGCCGCCUGCACACUAAUUGUUCAUAAUUUCCUUGAAUCCUUAGUCUCCUACGCGAUUCCUUGUGAGGGUCGCAAGUGGAGCAAGCUUCCCUGGAGAGGUUCAACAUUUCUGCUGACACUGUUGAUUUCUCAGCACUCCCGGAGAGGAUCAAGCUCUCAAAAGGUUUUGGGGCACACGGUUAAUGUUGUGAAAGGUCUCAAACUGUAUGAGGGCAUUUUCACAGAUUCAGAGUUGCAUAACCUUGUUCAGUACAUCAAUGCACUUCGUCAUGCAGGAACAAGAGGAGAACUCUCUGGAGAAACAUUUAUUUUCUUCAACAAACAAAUGAAAGGAAACAAGAGGGAGAUCAUUCAAUUUGGCAUUCCAUUGUUCCAACCAACCACUGAAGAAGCAGCAAGUAGCAUUGGGCCAAUCCCCCCUUCACUGCAGAACAUAAUUGAUAAUUUGGUCCUGUGGUGCAUAAUCCCCGACAAUAAGAAGCCUAACAGCUGUAUUAUCAACUUCUUCAAUGAGGAUGAUUUUUCACAGCCCUACUUCAAGCCUCCCCAUCUGGAACUGAAACUACAAUGGCAUUUGGCUGGUCUCUCGUCAGCGAUCACAAAGGAAACUAUAAGGGUUCCUUAACACUUCCAGUCAAUGAAUGGACUCCUAGUAAUGUGUGGGCUUAGUGCUGACAUGGUGAGGCAUGUUGUGUGUGUUCAUCUCCAAACAAGAGGAUGACCAUCACAUUUUUGAAAGUUAGAACCGGCACUCACAAUGCCAAUCCCCCUACUGCAUCGCAGGCCAACCAAGCCAUGAUGUUGUGACGACCGGAGAGCCCGAACCCCCAGACGGGUGGAGGUCUCGCCUAUGGGCCUCAAGCCAUGAUUCCAGCUAGUUGGGGAUUGACUCCUCAAGCUCCCAUUGAUAAAUUAGCGCAACCCCGAGAAGUUGUCAUGAGCUCCUGUAGGAAGUCACCUCUACACAACAGAACUGGUGUCUUCCUGCCGUGGGCAGCUAAUCCAAAGAAGAACACCAAGCAGCCUCCUCCCCAUUUUCAAAAGCGGAGGCUCUCUUUAUUUCAUCUCCAUUAGAAGCGCAAGCUUAAGCAAAGUCGCAAGCAAAUCCUGGUCAUCUUGCACCAAAAACAACUAUAGAGAUUGCAAUCUACACCCUUUUGAGGCCUAUCAUGGUUGUGUCAAAAUGGUAGCUGGGUUUCAUGUUUCUUCUCUAAACAAAUAGGUUGGUUUAACAUUUUAGGUCAUUAGCAGUUGCAAGUUGCUUGAAUCUCAAGUUCAAUCCUCCCCUCAAACGUUAUUCUUAUGACCUAUAAAAAAAUCUUCCUUGGAAAAAGAAAGUUUCCUUUACACCCUGU
This is a messenger RNA of Zingiber officinale, 1561 nucleotides long. Its product is annotated as peptide methionine sulfoxide reductase B5-like. Gene Ontology annotation, molecular function: demethylase activity; peptide-methionine (R)-S-oxide reductase activity; mRNA binding. The record is from RefSeq and is a predicted model, not a curated record. Bases 151 to 831 code for a protein of 226 amino acids. Lineage: Eukaryota; Viridiplantae; Streptophyta; Magnoliopsida; Zingiberales; Zingiberaceae. The transcript has 7 exons. Gene Ontology annotation, biological process: response to oxidative stress; mRNA catabolic process; protein repair.